Molecule: messenger RNA, 1401 nt
Organism: Nymphalis io (European peacock)
Lineage: Eukaryota; Metazoa; Arthropoda; Insecta; Lepidoptera; Nymphalidae
Gene: serpin-9
Product: antichymotrypsin-1-like
Exons: 9
Coding region: 135-1328 (397 amino acids)
Molecular function (GO): serine-type endopeptidase inhibitor activity
Source: RefSeq, a predicted model, not a curated record
AUCAGCUUGCACCACAGAUUAAUAACAUAUGAUAUCGGAUAAUAUAUCAUAUUUACGGCACUAAGGUAAACAAAGGCACAGGCAGUUUAGAGUUGAGUUGAAUCGAGGAACGACGUCUGCGGUCAGACUUGAACAUGGAAAAAAUAUUAUUACUAUUUGUGGGUGCCCUCUUCGUCACCGCUGUACAUUGUACUUAUACGUUUCCAAAUUACAAAAGAACGACGUUCGGUGAUUCAAUUGACGUCGCUUCCAUGAAGCUCUUAAAGGAAAUAUAUGAACAAUCUGUUGACAAAAAUGUAAUUUCAUCACCUCUAGGCGUGUUGAUCCUCCUCGCCCUCUACGCAUCCGGGUCGGAAGGAAAGACCCGUGACGAAAUCAUGGCACUCCUAGGUUCAACUGAUUAUGAACAGUUUCCAGGUUCCUACAGUCAGUUGAGCGAAAGAUUCGCAUCAAUGGAUCCAAACUAUUUAAUACUCGCUAACAAAGUUUUGGUAUCUGAUAAAUACACUCUCGACGAGGGUUUCCUUAACACGGCGAAAACUUAUAAAAGCGAAGUGGAUAACAUAAACUUUAAUGAUCGGAAAAUGGCUGCGGAUGUUAUUAAUAACUGGUCAUCCAAAAAAACAAAGGGAUUGAUCGACCAACCAGUCUCCGAAUCUGAUAUCGAUCCGGCUGCUGCUAUCGCGCUCCUAAACGUCAUUUUCUUCCAGGGCCACUGGCACGUACCCUUCAACGCAAGCAAGACCAAGGAGCAGGAUUUCAACGUGGACAGGUCCACGAUCGUGAAGAAGCCCAUGAUGCACCUCAGGCAGUCACUCUACUAUCGCGAGGACAAGGAAAUGGGCGUUAAGAUGAUCGAUUUGCCGUACAAGGAGUCAAAAUUCCGUAUGGUAGUUGUUUUACCGAAUGAAGUCGACGGUCUUCCGGAUGUGCUGGACAAGGCUGCAGAGAAGGGACUCUUAGAAAAUAUCUUCCGGAUGCAUCCUACCACGGGUUCUGUGAUUUUAGACAUGCCUAAAUUUGAAACCAGGACGAAGAUAAAUCUAAAUGACGUUUUGAGCAAGGUAGGGGUGACCGGUAUAUUCAAAAAUGCAUCGUCGGGUAUAGUGAAGGAGCUCGGCGUGAUGGUCUCAAAGGCGCUGCAGGAGGCGUACGUCAAAGUGGACGAAGAGGGCGCCACCGCUGGAGCCUUCACGGGUGUGGUGGCAACACCGCUAUCGUCUUGGUCUCGGCCGCCGCCCUCGAUACCCUUCAAGGUGGACCGUCCCUUCUUAUACGUGAUCUUAAACGACGACAUUGUACUGUUCGCUGGGACCUACACCCACUAAAUUGACUUGUAUUCUAUAAUUUUUCAUGUAAAAAAUAACGUUUGUGUUAAAUAAAAGUACAUUUUUAUCUGUG